AGAUUCAGCUCAUCCCCACCCAACAGCUCCAAGGCAAUACCCAAACCACUCAGGGUCAGGCUCAGGUGGUACAGACACAAAGUGCCACAUCCCAAGGACAGCAACAGCAGACACAACCGGAACAAACACAGCAACAAGCUCAGCAGAUCCAAAUUGUACAACCCCAGCAAGUUCAGACAACAAACCAACAGGGUCAGCCGGUGCAACAUAUCAUUGUCCAGCAACCACAGAGCAACUCACAACAACAGCAACAACCACAGCAACAACAACAGCAACAAGGGCAGAUACAGUUGCAGCAGUUGAUAACUGCAGAUGGACAGACAAUCUACUACCAGCCAGUCGUUGCAGGGGAUAACCAGGUCACUCUAUCAAGUGGUCAAUUACAAGGAAGCAGUAGCAGUAAUGGCGGUGCUGGGGAUAACAAUGGGGUCAUGCAGUUACAGACAACUAACCAAGUCCAACCGGCUACAGGAAGUACAGCUGCAAGUACAGCUGGAGGUAAUCAGAUUCUCCAAGUAGCAAACAAUGGUACAGACAACAGCAUCGUUAUGAUGAUACCAGGCAGUGGGGGUGUUCCCACCAUGCAGAGAAUUCCUCUACCAGGAGCAGAGCUUCUCGAAGAAGAGCCCUUGUAUGUGAAUGCCAAGCAGUAUCAUCGGAUCUUGAAGAGGAGACAAGCUAGAGCAAAGCUUGAAGCUGAAGGAAGGAUUCCAAAAGAAAGAAGGAAAUACCUUCACGAGUCUCGUCACAACCACGCCAUGAACAGGAUCCGUGGUGAGGGCGGUAGAUUCAACUCCGGCGAAGGCGAAGACCUCAACUCGUCGUCUGCCUCCUUAUCAAAACAGCAGCUUCAGCAACAACAGCAGUUACCCACCAUGGUGCAGCUACCACAGGGGAUGACCCUAACAGCGGGCGCAGAUGGACAGGUAAGCCAAGAAGGGAUGAUUCACCUCAGCAUGCUGACAGGAGUUAACGCGUCCACCGCAUCACAGGUUCUGAUUGGUCAAGGCAACGCCGUCACGACAUUAUCAUCUAAUGGCGUCAGAGGGGUGUCACAAUAGUAUGCUGUCGGACCUCAGCCAAUACGGACAACUAGAAUAGAACUCCAAGGCCAUAGGGUGCAGGAGAGGAGGGAAGGUCAUGUUGGAAUUUCUGAGAAAUUUUUGCCAUUUUCAGAGAACUUUGGUUUUAGGAAAGCUAGAACUCGGAACUUUGGAUCAGAUGUUUCCAAGGCCCAAGAGUGCAAAGGGAAAGACCAAGUGGGAAACCUGUGAAGUUGUGAGAUUUUCUGAGAAUGCAGGAGAUGGUUAAUGCUUCCAUCUCAUCACAAGUUCUGGGCUCCGUGACACAAAGGUUUGCGAUGAAUUGUAAGUAUGAAAGAACCGCUUUGAUUGGUCCCUGGUCAGUAUUUUAAACCUAAA
This is a messenger RNA of Lytechinus variegatus (green sea urchin), 1421 nucleotides long. RefSeq names its product nuclear transcription factor Y subunit alpha-like. Gene Ontology annotation, molecular function: RNA polymerase II cis-regulatory region sequence-specific DNA binding; DNA-binding transcription factor activity, RNA polymerase II-specific. Gene Ontology annotation, biological process: regulation of transcription by RNA polymerase II. The record is from RefSeq and is a predicted model, not a curated record. The transcript has 9 exons. Lineage: Eukaryota; Metazoa; Echinodermata; Echinoidea; Temnopleuroida; Toxopneustidae. Gene Ontology annotation, cellular component: CCAAT-binding factor complex. Bases 432 to 1061 code for a protein of 209 amino acids.